UUUUAUGUCAUGCAUGGUUGGAGAUUUGGCUUGUUUAUCUUUUAGCAAAGGUUUUUUUAUCCUAUACGGCUUCACCUUUUCCCAGUUCCACACAUUGGAAUUAAAUAACGAGACUUUUGAAAACAAAAGGACAAACUUUUUCACAGCAACAAAUGGUCAAAAAUCUCCAUCAAAAUGAGUCAAAGUUGCUAUUGUACAUGUUGUGAGUAAAACAAGAAAAACUUGGCCCAUAGAUCAAGCAACAUUACUGAAGCCUCGGGUUGCAUAUUUCUUACUUUCCAUGAUUGUUUUUUUUCUCAAUCAGAAAUUGACAAUCUUCUAAAUAAUGGAGUUAUAUCCUUCCCAUGUCUUCAAAACCCUGAGCAAUGUUAGAGAGCAGCAUACCAGUAUUUAGUUGAUAGAAUUCAAAAGAAUAUUGAAGGAUAGCAAGCAAAGUAUCUUUCCAUGGCAGGACGUGCCACGCUUGUUAAAUCCUCGGUGGCUUCCAUUCCCAUUUACACCAUGCAAACCAUGUAUGGCCUCCCCAAAAAAUUAGUCGGCAACUAGACCAAUUAAGUUGUCAAUUCUUAUGGGGAGAUACACACCAACGCCGGAGUUGUCAUACGGUUAGUUGGGUCACUAUUACUCUUCCAAAGGCAGCAGGAGGGCUGGGGAUACAAUCGGUCCAUCAUCGGAAUAGGGCAAUCCUUAUGAAUCAGGCAUGGCGCCUGUACCAUUCUCCUCAUAUGCUCUGGGCCAGGGUAUUAAAAGCGAAAUUUUUCCCACAUACGAGUCUAUUUGAGAGUACUAGUACUUCUAGAGGGUCGCAUAUUUGGAAAGCCUUGUUUAAUGGAAUUCAAUGGCUACGCGAAGGUAUGAAGUGGAUAAUAGGGGAUGGCCACAAUAUCAGGAUAUGGGAGGAUCAUUGUAUCCCGGGGGGCACACUUCGUAGCCACAUAGCAGGUCCGCUAAUGUGGAACGAAGAAAACAGUCGAGUCAGCUCUUUGCGAGUUGCUCAGACUUGGGAUUUAACUUCUCUUCAUGUCCCCCUCCCACCACAAAUUGAGCAACUUAUCCAUGGGAUCCCGGUGGCAAGAAUCGCCCAACUCUCGAAUACCUUUGUAUGGCCCCAUAAUAAUGGAAUGUGUUCAGUGAGCUCGGCACCACAUUUUAUAUAUCAACAACAACAAGUGCCUCUAGAUAAACAGGAGCCUCUUGGAGCAAGACUGGGAGGUGCAGGCACACCAUAUAUACCAUGAAGCAAAUGGAUGCGCAGAUGCACUAGCGAAACUAGGAGCCCACCAAUUUUGUCUAUUUAUACUACUUGUCCCAAUUUUGUGUAUCACUGUUUAGUAUGGGAUUUGGCCAGCCUCGGGAGUAAUAGAUUAUAUGCCCGAAGGUCAUUAAUGUUGUUGUUGUAUAAACUCUAUGUUUAAUUAAUAAGACCACCCAUUUCUACCCAAAAAAAAAAAA
Molecule: messenger RNA, 1452 nt
Organism: Quercus robur (English oak)
Lineage: Eukaryota; Viridiplantae; Streptophyta; Magnoliopsida; Fagales; Fagaceae
Exons: 2
Coding region: 690-1238 (182 amino acids)
Source: RefSeq, a predicted model, not a curated record